AUGGGGCGUUGUAGCAGGGUAGCACGCAGCACAGCACAGCGGAUAAGCCCCUCCCUCUCACCCUUCGCUUCCCCAGCGAUAGUAACAGGGCCGCCCUUGUUCACGGUUCUGGUGGUCGUGUGGGUAGCAUGCGGUGCAGUGAUCGCGGCUUGGCUGCUGUGCAGUCGGCACAAGCAGUACGAGCACCACAGGGAGGAAUCGCUGGGCGUGUGGUGCAAGGAGCGCGCCCUCAUGCUGCAGCAGCUCGUGCUGGCCCACGCGGUGCAGAUGCAGACUCUGGCAGGGCUGAUUUCGGUGAUGGGAACGCCAGGGCGGGCGAGCAAGUGGGACAUGGGCGGGUGUUUGAGCGGCAGCAUGUGGGUGUCUUAUCUCACUCGCACCGCACAAACUCGCCCCGGAAACACGGGUGCGGUUGCGUGUGCGGUGGUGCACGAUGCAGAGAGUGAGGUGAGAGGGGAGGGAGGUAGGAAUGGUGGAGUGGUGCGUAGAAGGGGGGGGGAUCGAGCUUGCAGAGCGACUUCCGAGCGGCAGUAUGGAAGCAUCAGAGACAACACUCUGAACGUCAGCGCCCGCCGCCCCAUGUACUGCCCCAAGAGUCUUGAGCUCACAACGCUCUUUGCCGCCCCCCCCCUUCCCAUCCUCCCCUCCCCCUACUUCCACCCACAUUGCUGCAGGGCGGACUUUGAGAAGCAGUACGGCAGCAUCAGAGACAACACUCUGAUCGUCAGCGCCCGCCGCCCCAUCUACUGCGCCAAGGUCCUCGAGCUCACCACGCUAUGGGCCACCAACGGCCCCAGCAACAUCGACAUGUUUCAGCGAUUCUCCUGGGCCAUCCCGCUCGUGGAGGCGGGAAAACACUUCUAUACCUGGCCCUACCCCCUCGCCAACCCCCUCACCCAUGCCGGAUUCGGUAUCGUGGUUCCUAUCCUCCGCAGCCCCCCCACUAACAACUCGAAAAAGUCAACAGCAGAGGCAGGAGCAGUGUACGGGUCACUCGCUGCAUCUGUUGACGUGACAUACAUUGCACAGAAAGUCCUAGAAGAGCUGUACGCGCCUGACCCAUCCAAGUCCUUUGAGCUAUACGACAUCACCGACCCAGCCUCCCUCUUCGCCAUCGUCUCUCCAGUCCCUCCCCACGCCUACUUCCGCCCAGACGACAAGCUCCCCUACAUGCACCCCUCCCCAGAGUCCGAAACCCGCCCCUGGGAGCAUCGAGCUGUGGUGCCUUUGGAGGAGAUGGGAGCCGGCGUGAGGAAGUACGAGGUCUGGUGCCGUGACUGGGUGAGUGACUGGGUGAGUGACUGGGUGAGUGACUGGGUGAGUGACUGGGUGAGUGAGUGGGUGAGUGAGUGGGUGAGUGACUGGGUGAGUGAGUGGGUGAGUGAGUGGGUGAGUGACUGGGUGAGUGAGUGGGUGAGUGAGUGGGUGAGUGAGUGGGUGAGUGACUGGGUGAGUGACUGGGUGAGUGACUGGGUGAGUGACUGGGUGAGUGACUGGGUGAGUGAGUGGGUGAGUGAGUGGGUGAGUGACUGGGUGAGUGAGUGGGUGAGUGAGUGGGUGAGUGAGUGGGUGAGUGAGUGGGUGAGUGAGUGGGUGAGUGAGUGGGUGAGUGACUGGGUGAGUGACUGGGUGAGUGACUGGGUGAGUGACUGGGUGAGUGACUGGGUGAGUGACUGGGUGAGUGAGUGGGUGAGUGACUGGGUGAGUGAGUGGGUAAGUGAGUGGGUGAGUGACUGGUUGAGUGACUGGGUGAGUGAGUGGGUGAGUGAGUGGACGCCACCAGGCAUGAUUGACGCUCUGGCAGACGUGGGCCUACCUAACUCAUCCCAUCUCGCCGACCUGCUAAUGGCCAGGGCAUCAGCAAGAGAUGCACUGCAUCUGGUCAACUGCAUGCUCGAUGCUCUGGCAGACAUGGGCCUGAACGCCUCUCAGCUAGCAGACCUGCUAAUGGCCGGGGCAUCGGCCAAGGAUGCACUGCAUCUGGUCAACCGCGUGUUGGACCUGGCGAAGCUGGAGGCAGGCAAGGCGGUGGUGGAUGAGACGGUGAUUGAUGUGAGGGAGUGGCUCCGUGCUGCUUUGGACUGGCACGCGGAUGCAGCGAGUUCCAAAGGCAUUGAAUUGAGCGCCAUUGUGGGAGACGAGUGCCCCACGAAUGUCAUUGUGGACCCCAUGCAUCUCGGAAGCAUGGUCAAGGAGAUCACAGGUGCGCUCGCGGUUGAGAGUGGUGAUGUGCGGUGGUGGGAUGAUAUGUCGCGUCUGAACUCCAUGCAUCUCGGCACUAUGGGCAAGGAGGCCACAGUCUCUCAUUCGUCAAUCUCCCGCCUUCUCUUCCCCCACAGCUUUCCCUUCCCACCUCUCCACCCGCACUGCCUCCACCUCUCCACCCGCACUCACUUCUCCGCUCCACGGUUCUCCGUAUAUCCCAGGCCCUUCAUUUUCGCGGCCCUCAAAGCCCGUCUUUCUCUCUCCACGCUUCCCUCGUCCACACCAGGCCUUUCCUCACCACGAGCGCCCACUGCUGCCACUGCCCAUGGGCUCUCCGCCUGGCUUUGUUCUACCUGGCGCUGGUUGCUCGAGGUGGUGAGGGGAGAGCCAGCGGCAUCAGCAGGAACAGCAGGCAGUGCCUGGGGGGAGGGCGGGCAUGAGAGGAAGCAUGGGAGUCAAGAGAGGAGACCCACUCCAAAAGCAGGCAGGGGGCGUGGGAGAGGGCAUGGGAGUGGACAAGAGAGGGGUGGAGAGCGGUGCAUGCUGGUGCUGUCCUCCCCACUCUCUCACAUUGUCUUCUCACACGCCCCAUCUCUUCCCACCCUGCUGGUCUGGAAAUGUUUAGAUUUGAACAAGAACACCACCAUCCCUCACACGCCCAUGUCUCACACGCCCAUGUCUCACACGCCCAUGUCUCACACGCCCAUGUCUCACACGAUCAUCUCUCAUCCGCCCAUGUCUCACACGCCCAUGUCUCACACGAUCAUCUCUCAUCCGCCCAUGUCUCACACGCCCAUGUCUCACACGAUCAUCUCUCACACGCCCAUGUCUCACACGCCCAUCUCUCACACUCCCAUCCCUCUCACGCCUGGUCGCCAACAUUUUCGUUCUCACUCACUUGUCACCUCGCUGAUUCCAUCUCUGCUGUAUUUACGCACCCAGGAAUCACGGGAGCAAAGAGAAGAAAGGAGUGGGUCAGGGGCAGCACUGGGGCUUGUGUUGGUGCAUCAAACGGUGGCUCUAUUGAAGGGAGAGCUCGCCUUUGACUCACAGCCCGGGUGUGGAAGCACAGUUGCUUUCUCUGUGCCUGUAGCCAUGCCCUCGUUACAAGAACACUGUCCAGAGCAAGCGCAGUCAAGCAACCAGGAACCACAGCAGCAGCAAGAGAAGGAUCAACCACGAGGGGAAGCCGUAUGGCAUGGUGAAGGGCAAAUGGGCGGGUCAGGAGAAUUUUCAGGUGCCUGCAGCAGUGGCCAUGAGCAUGACACGGAGUCAGGAGAUUAUUCAGGUGCCAGCAGCAGAUGGCUGCUGAUGCACAGCCAGGGGAGUGAUCAGGUGACUCCACAAAACCAAGACCAGCAGCAGAACCAGCAAGAGCAGCAGCAGCAGCAGCAGCAGCAGCAGAAGCAAGAGCAGCAGAACCAACAACAGCAGCAGCAGAACCAGCAAGAGCAGCAGCAGGACCAGCAGAAGCAGCAAGGACAGCAGCAGCAGCAGGGAGUGAGAUCCUUUCAGCGAGGCCGGAGCGAGGGCGAGAAAUCAAGUGUGUGCACAAGUGCGCGUGGGGGUGGGAGUGUGAGUGCAAGGUGUGAGCGAUCUAUCUCCCUGUGCGCAUCUGGAACCACCACCGUUGCUACCGCUGGCAUGGCCAUGCGUGCAGGCAUAGGUGUUGGUGCUGGUGCAGGUAAUCGUGCUGGUAGUGCUCGUCUUGGUGGUGCGGCGGAUGAGGCGGUGACGCGGGCGUGGGUGGAGGGGCUGCGAGUGCUGGUGGUGGACGACACGCCCGUCAACCUCCUCGUGGCCCGCCGCUCCCUCGCCCGCUGGGGCGCCCAAGUCACCACCGCCUCUCGUGGGGAGCAAGCGCUAGACUUGAUCACUGCUGGGGUGGCAGAGGGGAGAGGGCAGGAGGAGGGGAGAGGCGAACGUGCUGUCGGGGAGGUGGCAGGUGAAGAGCAUGGGGCGAGAGGAGAGCAGGAGGCAAGAGGGCAGGAGGAGGCGCGUGCAUCAUUGCAGCAUGGCUUCGACUUGGUUCUCAUGGACCUGCAGAUGCCGGGCAUGGACGGCUUCGCAGCAGCAGCAGCCAUACGAGCCCUUGAAAGGAGAGUGGAGUUUGAAUCAAUUUCACGGGCACAGCAAUCGCAGCAGCAGAGGCCGCAGCACACCCCUUCUGAUCUGCCCGUCCCACCCCUAGAAUCUUCGAACCCUGCUGCUGCUGCUGGUGCUGCUGCAACUGCUAAUGUUGCUGCUGCUGCUGCUGCUGCUGGAGUUGCUGCUGCUUCUCCUGGUGGUGCCCAGCCCGUGUCUCUGCGGGUGCCCAUAGUGGCUCUGACGGCAGACGUGGAUCGCGGAGUGGUGCAGAGGUGUGCAGAGGGGGGGUUUGACGGUGUGCUGCAGAAGCCAGUGGAUGCCCACCUGCUCGCCGCCCACCUCUCCCAAAUGCACACCCAAAGCGCACUCCUGCGGGCUGUGUCACAGCCCACUGUUGGUCCAGCUAUGAACAGAUAUGACAGCUGCAGCAGCCAGUGA
Molecule: messenger RNA, 4731 nt
Organism: Closterium sp. Naga37s-1
Lineage: Eukaryota; Viridiplantae; Streptophyta; Zygnematophyceae; Desmidiales; Closteriaceae
Source: the annotation of a GenBank genome assembly